AUGAAGCUUUUCGUCUUGGCUGUCUGCGUCGCCAUGGCAACGGCCAUAGACCGCGAAUGGGAGGCCUUCAAAGUUCGUUACGGGAAACAAUACAAGGACAUCGAUGAGGUCGCUCGGCAUAAUAUCUUUAAGAAAAACCACGAUUUUGUGAAGCAACACAACAAGGAGGCAGCCAUGGGCAAACACACCUUCUUCAUGAAGAUAAACGAGUAUAGCGAUCUGACAGACGAAGAAUUCCGGAGGUUUCGCAUGGGUUUACUGAAGACCAAGGAGCCCCAGCCAGCCGAGGGGAAAGUCUUGAAGAGGGUUCCGGAACAGAAGGUCAGCGACACCGUGGACUGGCGGAAACAGGGUGCGGUGACACCGGUCAAGGACCAAGGGCACUGUGGGUCUUGCUGGGCCUUCGGUACGACCGGCGCCCUGGAAGGUCAACACUUCCUGGCUACAGACAAGCUGGUGUCUCUAAGUGAGCAGAACCUGGUGGACUGUUCAGGGAGUGAAGGGAACCAUGGCUGCGGGGGCGGGAAGGCGAAAAAAGCUAUCGAGUACAUCAGGAACAACGGUGGCAUAGACACUGAAGAGUGCUACCCCUACACAGCGAAGGAUGGAGACUGCAGGUACAACUCCAACUGUAUUGGAGCCAUCGUGACAGAGGAACCCUACGUUUUCGUCCCAAGCGGGGACGAGGAAGCUAUGAAGCAGGCUGUCGGUACAUUCGGACCGGUGUCUGUCUCCAUCGAUGCCAUGCCGUCUUUCCACCAGUAUGGAUCCGGUGUAUAUGACGACCCCGAGUGCAAGGCGAGCAACCCUUCGAAUCACGCAGUGUUAGUGGUGGGGUAUGGUACUGAGGACAAUCAGGAUUACUGGCUUGUGAAGAACAGUUGGGGCGAUGACUGGGGCACGGAAGGCUACAUCAAGAUGUCCAGGAACAAGGACAACCAGUGCGGCAUCGCUAAUGAGGCCGUCUACCCUGUAGUGCCUGAAAGUGACCUUGAAUCGUUUAUCAACGACAUCUAUGUCGGUAAAGCAAUGUCAUGGGUACCUCCGUAUAAAGAGGCAUUGUUUUCGGUCGGUGUGGGUGUGAUUGUGUUAGUGGGUGUGUAUAGGCUUGUGCGCUCGUUCAUUUGAGUGACGACCUGGGACACCAAAGGCCACAGAAGGUCAG
Messenger RNA from Branchiostoma belcheri (Belcher's lancelet), 1165 nucleotides. Its product is annotated as cathepsin L1-like. Gene Ontology annotation, cellular component: lysosome. The coding region runs from base 1 to 1128 and encodes 375 amino acids. The record is from RefSeq and is a predicted model, not a curated record. The transcript is spliced from 7 exons. Gene Ontology annotation, biological process: immune response. NCBI's taxonomy places the organism in Eukaryota, Metazoa, Chordata, Leptocardii, Amphioxiformes, Branchiostomatidae. Gene Ontology annotation, molecular function: cysteine-type endopeptidase activity.